CGCUAACACUUUCUAACGAUGCGAGAAGAGGAUGCGUGAUGGUGGCAAAGAGGUGCCAGGACGGUACGGUAGGAUGGUGACCGUCCGGGCGACGCUACUGUCUCUGCUGGUGGUGGCCGCUAGCGGUUGCUAUCUGUUUCCUAGUGACGUAACUAACCCCUGCAUCGGGGUGACGUGCGGCCCAGGCGCCCAAUGCCGGCCGUCGGCUGACGCCCAAUCCUACACCUGCGAGUGUCCGACGUCGUGCCCGAGCUACGGCGACCACGAGGGCUCGCGGCCGCUCUGCGCCAGCGACGCCCACGACUAUCCGGGCGAAUGCGAGAUGCGAAGGGCCGCCUGCGAGACAAACACAAACAUUACCUUCAAGUAUUACGGCAAAUGUGAUCCGUGCGCCGGCGUGACCUGCCCAGAUCCAGAACUGUGUCAACUGGACGAGAACCGGGCCCCGUCUUGCCGCUGCGCAGAGCCGUGCCCGCUCGAGUUCUCCCCUGUGUGUGCGUCUGACGGCAAGACCUACUCCAACGAGUGCCAAAUGCACAGGGAAUCAUGUCGCGCUAGGAAACAAUUGAGGGUCAUCUUCAAAGGGCAGUGUAGUACGGGAGUGAACCCAUGCGCGGAAGUGGAGUGCCGGCACGGUGCCGAGUGCCGCGUGGAAGGCGCCGGCGCCGCGGUCUGCGCAUGUCCGCCGCCGUGCGAGCCGGUGCUGCGUCCUGUCUGUGGUUCUGAUGGCACGCAUGACAGCGAGUGCGAGCUGCGCCGCGCGGCCUGCCUGCUCGGGAGGGAGCUGCGCGUUCUCCAUGCUGGGCCCUGUGGCUCGAACGGUAUCUGCGCGGGCCGCGUAUGCCCCCACGGCGGCGAGUGCGUCGCGUCGGGCGCGCGCGGCGUGUGCCGCUGUCCGCGCUGCUCCAACGAGUUCGCGCCCGUCUGCGGCUCAGAUGGUAUCUCCUACGGCAACCGAUGCAAGCUGCAGCUCGAGGCGUGCCGGCACCGCAGGGAUGUCACCGUGCUGUACGACGGACCUUGCAAUGGGUGUGAGAACAAGAAAUGCGAGUUCUAUGCUGUAUGUGAAAGUGAUGGAAUUUCAGAAGCAAGUUGUGUCUGUCCGAAGCACUGCGAGGAAGGAACGGAAACCGAAGAAGUGUGCGGCAACGAUAAUAAGACCUACAGCAGCAUAUGCUCGCUGCGUGAUGUAGCUUGCCGUGAAAAGCGGCGACUACACGUCAAACAUAUGGGCUCUUGCGAGUCAUGCAUCGGCGUGGAGUGUCCAAGCGGCACUUGGUGCGCGCGCGGGCAGUGCGCGUGCUCCAACCCGUGCGCCGACGUGCCGCGCGAGCCCGUGUGCUCCAGCGCGCGCAGCACGUUCGUGCACGAGUGCGCGCUGCAGCGCGCGGCGUGCGAGGCGCGCAUGCGCGGCGAGCCGCCCGUGCGCGUCGCCUACUAUGGCGAGUGUGCGGAGGAGGAGAAUAAUACGGCGGGUGUAAACAAAAGCGCUAAAAUAACGGAGAUAACAAACGAGAUCUCAAGUGAAAGAGAGAGAGGGGAGAACGAAAACUCCAGCGAGCCAACCGGCACGGCGGUGUGCGCUCGUGUCCAAUGCGCGUAUGAAGCUACUUGCGCGGUUGACUCCAAUGGUCAACCAAGAUGCGCGUGCCUAUUCGAUUGCGCAGCCGCGGCCGCUGCGGCGGCCACGUCGGCGCCUGUGUGCGCGUCCGACCUGCGCCUGUACCCCACGCUCUGCCACAUGAAGUUAGAGUCGUGCCGCCGGCAGGAGGAGCUGCGGCUGCGGCCGCUGGCGCUGUGUCGAGGGCUCGAGUUCCGACCGUGUGGCGACGACGAGCCGGUGACGGACGCAGAAGGGCGACCCGUGGACUGCGGCGGCGGCCCACAUCGCAAGGACUGCCCCAUCGGCAGUUAUUGCCAUCACACCACUAAAGCAGCCCGCUGCUGCAGAAAAGACAAAACUCAACCCGAGAAAAAGACCUGCCAAGAAUCAUGGCACGGCUGCUGCGCCGACGGGGUGACGCCGGCGCGCGGGCCGGGAGGCAGCGGCUGCCCGUCGCAGUGCGGCUGCCACCGGCUCGGCUCCGUGUCGGAGCAGUGCGACGACAGCGGCCAGUGCGACUGCCGGCCCGGCGUCGGCGGCCUCAAGUGCGACCGCUGCGAGCCCGGCUACUGGGGCCUGCCCAGGAUCGGGACCGGACACAUGGGAUGUAUUCCUUGCGGAUGUUCGGCGUUCGGAUCAGUGCGCGAAGACUGUGAACAAAUGACGGGGCGCUGCGUAUGCAAGCCCGGCAUCCAGGGGCAGAAAUGCACGGUGUGCUCCAACCACGAACACGCGCUCGGCCCUAAUGGUUGCUUCGAUCCGGAAUCGACGCAACUGCCAGCGACGAGCUGCGAGCACAUGGCGUGCUACUUCGGCGCGUACUGCGUGGUGCGCAGCGGGCUCGCGCAGUGCGAGUGCGGCGGCGGCGACUGCGGCCCCGCCGGGGCGCCCUCAGUCUGCGGUAGCGACGGCCGCACCUACCUCUCCGCUUGCCACCUCCGCACGCACGCCUGUAGGACGCAAGCCGACAUCGUGGUGCAGGCCUUCGGCCCCUGCGCCGACGCCGGCCCGCACGUUAGGCGAGAAAUGAACAGUGAUGCACCGUUGCAAACGAACGAAGUCCAGUCCCAGUGUGUUCCGAAGCCGACGGCGGUGAUAGUGGAGGAGGUGGAGGAGGUGUUGACGAAUGAGAUCGGGGAAUAUUCGAUUUAUGAUGAAUUCGAGGACGUAGAGGAAAUAUAUAGAAUGCCCCUGUUCGACGGGUUCGCGCGGAUGAUGGCUCGAACGAGGCUGCCCGCGAAACGUUUCGAUAUCUGGGCUGAAGUGUCCGCAGUAUGCGACGAAGGCACGCUCCUCAGCGCGGCCGGGCCGAGGGAUAACUUGUGGCUCGGGUUGGGCGAGAACAAAGCUGUGCUACGUUGGAACGCUGGCAGCGGACCGACGGAGCUGCGCGCCGGGAAAGUGAGAUUUGACGGUCGGUCGAAGAUUUCUGCUCGACGUUACAAGAGGGAUGGGAUGUUGCGGAUGGGCAAGGCGACCGCGAGAGGGUCGACGCCGGGCCGGAUGACUUCGCUGGACGUCGACCCUUUCAUCUACAUCGGUCGUCCGCCGGAGAAUAUUACAAAAAGGCUGCCCGGAGCCCCCUCGCUGUCGGGGUUCGUGGGCUGCGUGCACCGGCUGCGCGUGAGCGGGCGCGACGUGAUCCCGCCGGCGCGAGGGCUCACGCUGCGCGGGCAGGGGCUGCGCGCCUGCACGCCGCGCAACAUCGCGCAGGUCGUGUGCCCCUAG
Cydia amplana is the source of this 3331-nucleotide messenger RNA. Its product is annotated as agrin-like. NCBI's taxonomy places the organism in Eukaryota, Metazoa, Arthropoda, Insecta, Lepidoptera, Tortricidae. The transcript is spliced from 16 exons. The coding region runs from base 32 to 3331 and encodes 1099 amino acids. The record is from RefSeq and is a predicted model, not a curated record. Gene Ontology annotation, molecular function: protein binding. Gene Ontology annotation, biological process: cell differentiation; multicellular organism development.